UCGGCGCGGAGCGGGGGCGCGCAGCGCGGAGCAGCCGGCCCGGCCCGGCCCAGCCCCGCGGCGGAGAGGCGGCGGCGGCGGCGGCGGGUGCAGGGCCUGUGUCAGAGCUGCAGCCGAGCGGGGCCUCCGCCGCGCGUCCCGGGCGCUGCUCGCCAUGUCGGGCGGGCUCCCCAAGGCCCUGCCGUCCACGGGGCCCCACUCCCUGCGCGACAUGCCGCACCCGCUGGCCGGCUCCAGCAGCGAGGAGGCCGUGGGCGGCGACAGCACGCCCAGCCCGGACCUGCUGACGGCCCGCAGCUUCGGCGACAAGGAUCUCAUUUUGCCCAACGGUGGAACUCCAGCAGGCACUUCGAGUCCAGCUUCUUCAUCUUCCCUUCUCAACAGACUUCAGCUUGAUGACGACAUCGAUGGUGAAACCAGAGAUCUCUUUGUCACCGUUGAUGAUCCCAAGAAGCAUGUCUGUACAAUGGAGACCUAUAUCACGUACAGGAUCACCACCAAAAGUACUCGGGUGGAGUUUGACCUGCCAGAAUAUUCUGUCCGUCGAAGAUACCAGGAUUUUGACUGGCUGAGGAGCAAACUGGAAGAAUCGCAGCCCACUCAUCUCAUUCCCCCGCUUCCUGAGAAGUUUGUGGUGAAGGGUGUUGUGGAUCGUUUUUCAGAAGAGUUUGUGGAGACCAGAAGAAAAGCUUUGGAUAAAUUCCUAAAAAGAAUUACGGAUCAUCCUGUACUUUCUUUCAAUGAACACUUCAAUGUUUUCCUUACUGCGAAGGACCUGAAUGCCUACAAGAAGCAAGGGAUGGCGCUGCUUUCCAGAGUGGGCGAGUCGGUCAAGCAUGUCACCGGAGGCUACAAGCUGAGGAGUCGGCCUCUGGAGUUUGCAGCCAUCGGCGAAUACUUAGACACGUUUGCACUCAAACUGGGAACCAUAGACCGGAUAGCCCAGCGGAUCAUCAAAGAAGAAAUAGAGUACCUUGUAGAGCUCAGAGAAUACGGGCCUGUGUACUCCACGUGGAGCGCGCUAGAGGGGGAGCUGGCCGAACCCCUGGAGGGCGUGUCUGCGUGCAUCGGCAACUGCUCCACAGCCUUGGAAGAGCUGACGGAUGACAUGACAGAAGACUUCCUGCCGGUGCUCAGGGAAUAUAUUUUAUACUCUGAUUCCAUGAAGAGCGUGUUGAAGAAGAGGGACCAAGUGCAAGCGGAGUACGAAGCCAAACUGGAAGCCGUGGCUCUGAGAAAGGAGGACCGCCCCAAGGUGCCCUCAGACGUUGAGAAAUGCCAGGACCGGAUGGAGUGCUUCAAUGCUGACCUGAAAGCCGACAUGGAGAGGUGGCAGAACAACAAGAGGCAGGACUUCCGGCAGCUGCUCAUGGGAAUGGCUGACAAGAACAUCCAAUAUUAUGAGAAGUGCCUCAUGGCGUGGGAGUCGAUUAUUCCACUUCUACAGGAGAAGCAAGAGGCCAAAUGAGCUCCUUCUGGGGACGGAGGCUCUUCUACCUACACAGGGCACACACGCCAUCCCGGAAUGUCCCUGCUGUGCCAGAGAGCAGGCACAGCAAGCAACCACAGAAACAUCUCUCAUGUAUUUCUUUCCUUUCCCCCACCUGCCUUUGUCUGACAGUUGUUUUCACUUAGUAUUUAUUCCCUGGCGGAGGCGUAAGGCUAUCAUCAUCUCUCAGCAAAAGCCGCAGACCUCCGUGCUGUGAAGGAACCUAUGACACGGAACACUACGAAGAUUCGAAAGUGAGGGACCAGACAUCCUCAGUUGACAUUCUGACACCUUGUCACAGUUUCCUGUUCUGGGACAGCGGAGCUGCAUGUUGCGGAAGAGAACCCGGGCCCCGCUUUUCAGGGAUGCGAAGAAGGUACAAACAGGAGGCCAUUCUUGCUUCCCAUGGACACACAAGCUCUGGACUGACCUCUGUGGGCAGCGACAUGUUCCAGCCUGGCAGGAGGUGUGGGCACCUCCACGGAAGGUCCUUAAUGUACAGUGGCCUCGUGAUGAGUGGUGCCCGUUUGAUGGUUUCUGGUUCCCCUGGGGCCGUUUAACUCAGUGUCUACAUGCACCUGAACUAGAGCCAGCCAGCCAGCGUCCUUGUCCUUACGCGAUGCCUCAGGGAGCUGGAGGACCGGGCUCCCCAAACUUGUUUCUGACACUAGAAAUGCGGAAGAUUGGAAACUGUUUUUGUGUAAAAUGGAAAAAAAAGGUGCAUUUUUCUCUGUGACGUCCUUCCAUGUUGUUGUUUUGUUUGUGAAAUGUCAUCCAAGUAGAGAGUAGGCCUGUGGGGGAGUAGGUAUAGCCUCGAAGUAGCUUCCCCUGUUGUUGAGUUCAUGGGGCAGAUACCAAGCCCCGCCUCCCACGUCUGCUUUGUGCAAUUGCCUUCACCUCACCAAAAAGUCCUCGUUUAAUGUUUCCUAUUAUGUCCACCGAGUGCUCGGGCAACGUGUUGGCGAGAGGCUGGUGUGUGGUUGUAACACAGUGGAGAUUCUGCAAACUCAGUGUGAGUGUCCUAUAGGAAGUGCUUUAACCCCUACUUUUUCCGAGCAGGAGGAAAGUCAGUCCCCGGUCGAACCUGCACUAUGACUCCAGCGGCAGCAGACUCUGCUUCUGGUUGAGCUAAGGUCAGUUUAUAGCCACGUUCCUGGGGCCUGCUGGCUGCAUCUAGUCUUUAUUCCAAACCGUUACCAGGUUUACUUUUAAAAUCAAUAUCAAACAAGCAGGUGCGGGGUUGGGAAAAGAUCUUCCAACUAGGUUUUUUCUUCUCCUGAAAGGAAGCGACAUGUCACGUUUGUGUUCUUUCUUCUGUGGCUCAUCCAUAUAAAACUAUAAAUCUGAGCCUCAAAUACGCGGUAGUUUUCUCUUUUCUUAAUGAAGCAGCUGUGCGGAGACAGCGCUGCCCGUGGGAGGUGACCUGCAGAUGCCGCCAGCCAGCGCGCAGCACGUGGAAGUCACUCCCCUCCUGACGGCAGAGCUGACCUGGUGUCAGCCACGCUGUGAUGCUGUCGAGGCAGUUGGUUCUGUUUCAUCAUGUUUGAACAAGUCGCGGUUUAAAUUUUAAUUUUUAUAUCAAUGGGUACUUCACUGCACUGUUAGGCCCUGUUUGUGCUAUGCUCAAAUCCUUUGAUGUGAAUUUUCAGUUUGGUACGAUUGGAAAUGAUUCAUUGAAGUAGAUGGAUAAGAACAGUCCAUCUACCCUGAGGGGUGAUUCAGUGCUACAUUCUACCUCUAAACCAUCACGUUGAUGUGGGCAUGGGUGCCCGGGUCCAGCCUGACCGCUUGCUGGUAGAAUCAGGGUGGGUUGAUGGCUCUCUGUUGGUAUUUGAUAGAAGACACUAGACUGGCCCAGCAGAGAACACUCAUCUUUGGGAAUGUGUGAAGCCUUGCCUUAUGGAAUGUGUGCUUUUAAAAUAUUGCCCAGUGUAAUGAAUACUCAGAACGAUGGCAGGAGUUAACAGGAAAACUAGACGGUCUUCUGCUAGGUUCACCAGUGGGACAUUUGGGGAAGGGAGUAGGGUCUGCAGUCAUCUCUGAACAUUUCUGGAGGUGAAAGACUAGCUCUGAAAGGGUUGGGCAUCUUGGGGUUUUGUCUUCCCCUCUUUGGCCCCCAUGUGAUGUUCUUGUGCUGCAAGACACCAACAAAAGCUGAAACACGGCAGACUGCCUUCUAUCUACUGGUAGCAGAUCUGGGGAAAGCUGUGUCUAGUACAGGCUUCCUUGGAGAAUGGCCUAGGCUGGCAUCUUAAGGUGAGGAGGCAGGGCCAGAAGGAACGGGACAGUAGGCAGUGAGGGAGGCUCUCCAGUCCUCCCAGGGCUCCCCUGAGGGUCAGCAGGCCCAAUCCAUCACCUCUUCAUCUCGGUCAGCACAAAGGUGGUUGAUCCCCUAGGAGAGAUGUGUGAUCCAGAGACUUCUGUGCCAAAGACUGCCUCAUCGAGGCUUCGUCACCCCAUCCUCCUCGUCUCCACAAAGCCGUGGUGCUGAGAGCACCGCCUCCUAUCUUGUAUUUAUUUUCCAGGAGAUUUUUGCUUGCAGCUGCGCCUUACCUCGGGCGGGCAGACAUGGGCAGGUGGUGAGGCUUGAAAGCACAGGGCAGUGGGAUGCAUAGUCAUCCCGUCCGCUGCCCUCAGGUCUGGGAUACAACAGGUUUCAUUUAUCAGAUCAAACAAAAAUCCAGGCCAAGGCAGAAGAGAGGGUUCCUAGAAACUGAGCGGGUUUUGGAGAGCAGGUGGUGCUGAAGAUAAGGUGGCAGCUGAUGCGGACAUUGCUCUUCCUUAUCAUGAGCUGGGCCUACAAGAAGAUCCUAGGCUACUCUGCAAGGAACCACUGCCCCUGAUGGAGGAGGGGCUUUCUCCUGCAGUAAGGCUUAAUGAUGAUUCCCGGUGAGCUCAGAUAAGUGCGAUUUGGGAGGCGAUUGAUUGGCUUGUAUUUCACUGCGCGGCUCCUGGAACCCACCAGACACCUUUCUUUAGUUGAACUAACACAACCCGGCACCACUCUGGGAUCCUGGGGAAUGUACCAUAAGCUUGUCUUCAUGCCAAAUUUCAGCCACCCCGGAGCGUGGUCUGCAUGUUGUUGAUGAGCAUUUUCUCAGUCGCCGUCCAUGCACACUUGCUGCUCAUUUCCUGGGAGGCCACCUUUGGUGACGGAACCACCGGAAGCUCUGCUUUAGAGGGGGGUGUGAUGGCCCCGCAGCAGUCAGCCAAGUGGAGUUUCUCUCUCGGACGGCAUCAGUCCAAGAAACCCAGAGUUUGUGUGACUUGGCCCUGAGACUGGGAGCAUUGAAACCGUGGGCACCAGUGGCUCUUUUGAUACCAUUCAUGGGAUUGCAGAGCAGUCGUUCUCUGUACUGUGUCCUGACGGGUGAGACGGGAGGGACAGCGAGGUCCAGAGCCACCUCCUGGGUCUAUGUUGGCCUCAUCUGUUUGAGUCUUGGGAUGGGUCAGAGCUGGGCUCCGCUCUGGCUGCGCUAAAAGGUGCUUCUGCUGAGCAAAUGGGCUGCCUGUGGUCAGGGCGGGCGUCCCAUGCUGGACCCCGCCUUCCUAGACGCCUACUCUAAAGGCCUGUGGAAACUGGUUACUCUAAUUAUGAGGCUGGGGUAACACCGCUUUGGUCAUCUCCGUUGGGAACAGGGGUUUGCCUCUUACUUUCAAAAGUCCUCAGGACGACUAAACCAGAAACCCGGUUUUUGGUCAAUCUAGCCAGUAGGUGGUUAGCUUUCUGUCUGAGGGAUGUCUGGUCUUCCCCAUAGCUGCACGGAUUAGAGCAGGCACAGGGCUGGCUACAUUAGAAAAGGUGGGGAGGGACUUUGUUACAGGGGGUUUGACUGUUCUUUCUUAAUCGUAUGUAUUUGAAAUGCUUUCUGAGUACGGCUGUCGGAUACCUUCUGUUUGGCAGAAAAACACGUUAUCCAAAUAGUUUUUACUACUAUACUAUAGAGAGCCUGUAAAUAAGGGCUUGGAAAAAAAUAACUUUAACAAACCAGUAAGAUUCUGUGUCUCAUGCAAAAACAUUCUGUGUACUUAGCACUUGAAAAUAAACCAAUCCAGACUUUUUAAAACGCCCACAUACUGUUAAAAGCCUGACUCUACUUUUUGAGAAUUUGUCAUCACCUGUUAAAAUGCCUUAUUCUUCAAUGGGUAUUUUUUAGAUUCUGGAUUUUUAAACAAAGAAUUUUUUAGAAAUGUAAUUAGCUGUUCAGCUUAAAUACAAGAAGUCUAACAUAGUCUGUCCUCGGUCCUCUUAAAGAAACAAAUAAGAAAGUAGGGUUCAUAAUUAGGGCUGCCUUUUUGGGAGGAGAAAGCUAAGUAAGAAUUGCUAUUGCCAAAUGAUGUUUUUGAUAAUGUAAGGAAACACAGGGACCACAAGACCUUUUUGUUUUAGAGUCUGAACGGCUAACUCAGUGCCUUUCGGCACACUUUUGAUUGUAGAGGGAAAAUGGCAUCAGCAAAGAACCUACAGAUUAUGACACUAUUAAAGGUUCUGCAGAGCAGCUUUUCAAGAGAUUCUGUGGGGGGCCCCCCAGACCAGCACAUUUCAGGACGAAAUGCUCCACAGGUGGAAAUGCCAAAAACAGAAAACAUAUUGUCGACUCACAUCAUUUAGUCAAUUUUAGUAGGGCUUUUUCAAUGAAAAUCAGUGACCGAGUAUUGUACGUGCUAUACUCUCACUGGGGGAUUCUGGUUCCCUGCGGGCCGGGUGAGAGCAGGCAACAGCUGUCACCACCCCUGUUUGACAGGCUGGUUCACCGUCCCAGGCCAGCUCUCCAGCCACACACUGGAAAGAAAAAGAGGGGAUGCUUUCUCCUCGGGGUGGAAAUGGAGCGGUGAAAGUAGAUUGUAAACAAAACACGUGACUCAGUAUGUCGAAAUGGUGCCCGUGCCAGCUGGGCCUUCACCGACUAACAAGUCAGCGGCUCUGAACAGCCCACCCAUUCACCUGCUCACCCUGAGGUUCGGGUCUGGCCAGCAGACGCCCUGUCCGCUGUACUUCUGUGUGCCUGCUCCCUUGAGGUCUAUGAGUUGGGAAUGUGUGGGGAAACGAUGUAUACCUGAUAGUAUUCCCAUGACAUAAACUGCCAGCAGACUUUCUACUUGUAUUUUAACUGUUGAAAAAGACAAAAACAACCCUUUGCUUAGGUCAUGUCCAAAUUAUGGACCAUUUUUCCUAUGUUUAGAAGUCAUUAUUUACAUUUAAUUUUUUUAAAGGAAAAAAACAAAAUAAAACAAAAAACACCUUCUGAGGUGUUGAUCAAGUCCUCUGUGUAAAUGUGUUCUCUCUCCAUGCUGCCAUUAAGCCAAAUCAAAAGCUGUGAAUAAAAAAUAAAAAAAAUGUAUUCAAGAAUGUGUGUUGAUGAGAAAGUGAUUUAUUUACAGAUCAAAGUCUUUGUGUCAUGAAGGUACCAAAUCUUAAAAAGAAUGUCACCUUUUUCCCCCUGUUGUGGAACACAGAGAUUGUAAAAAGAAAAAGAAAAAAAGGCCUUUUGUUGCAUUUUCUAUGUUGGCACGAGGUUUGUCCACUUCUUUUUCAUAUGUUUGUGUAUAAAAAAUUCUGUCCAUUGUUUACUAUGGGAUUAGUAUUACAUUUUGAGGUAAACAAGAGAAUUUGUAUUGCUUGAUAAACUGUUAGCCUGUAAAUUUCCAAGGUUUCUUUACCUCAAUUAAAGUAAUGGACCAAUAAAUCUAUAAAAGAUGCUUUCUUUA
This is a messenger RNA of Pipistrellus kuhlii (Kuhl's pipistrelle), 7198 nucleotides long. It is a transcript of the gene SNX30, whose product is annotated as sorting nexin family member 30. The transcript is spliced from 9 exons. NCBI's taxonomy places the organism in Eukaryota, Metazoa, Chordata, Mammalia, Chiroptera, Vespertilionidae. The record is from RefSeq and is a predicted model, not a curated record. Gene Ontology annotation, molecular function: phosphatidylinositol binding. Bases 155 to 1468 code for a protein of 437 amino acids.